Molecule: messenger RNA, 987 nt
Organism: Aureobasidium melanogenum CBS 110374
Lineage: Eukaryota; Fungi; Ascomycota; Dothideomycetes; Dothideales; Saccotheciaceae
Product: lysophospholipase A
Exons: 4
Coding region: 1-987 (328 amino acids)
Molecular function (GO): hydrolase activity, acting on ester bonds
Source: RefSeq, a predicted model, not a curated record
AUGAUCAUCAAGCCUCUUUUAUCGUUGGUUGGCCUCUCAGCACCUACCAAGAAUAUCUGGGCAAACACGACGAAUGUCAUCGCCUUUGGAGAUUCUUAUUCAUACGUUCUGGGCACAUCAGGUCGACAGAACUACAGUUUCAUUGGGGACUAUCAGCAUAUUGGCUUUUCGAGCCAGCAGCUCUUGAACAACAAGAUUGUGCAAAGUCAGACCAGCACAGCAGAAGGCGGACCAAACUGGCUCGAGCAUCUUACUGGCUGUGGAGUCAAUGCUGGCACGACUUCACCAUUGGAUUGCAACGUUCAAUUAUGGGACUUUGCUUUUGCAGGUGCAGACAUUGGGACACAAUAUACCCCAAGACACAAAUACUUUACAGUACCACUAGUAAACCAGACCCAGCAAUUCCUCACCUACGCCCAACCAGCUCUCUCCAACAUCACAACUCCCCAAUCAACUCUGGCAUCCUUCUGGAUCGGCACCAACGACAUUUUCGACACUGCCACCUCAACUGUGCCAUUCAAGACUCUCUAUACCAACAUGAUUGCAACUCUGUUUGCAUCAAUCCAGACCAUCCACGAUGCAGGCUAUCGCAAUUUCCUUAUCAUGAACCUAGCACCACUCGACAAAACACCUAAAAACGUGCUUAAACGCCACCCCCUACCAAAUACUAGUAUGGUAAACCAAUUCAACUCCAUCCUCGCCUCCUACGCCGCAAAAUUCCAAAACAGCAAUUCGGACUCGAAUGUUGCACUUUUCGAUACAAACACUUUUUUGAAUGGCGUGUUGAAGAAUCCAGCACCUUAUGGUAUCAAGAAUACUACUGGGUUUUGCGCGGCAUGGGAUCAACCCAAUGUUGUUGCUGAUGCGGAGGCUUACGGGUGUCAGCCCAUAGAGGAGUAUUUUUGGUUUAAUACGGCACAUUUGACUUCGCAUGUCCAUGAGAUUUUGGCGACGGAGGUAAAGAGGUUUUUGAGUGGUGGUUCAUGA